AUGGCACUCGUAUUGCUCGUAAGCACCCAAUUGACGACGAUCGGCAAGGCGCUUCCUAAACAAGGAGCGCCGAUAUCAUCCAAACCACCGCCGCUUAUCAUGACCACACUGCGCCUGAGUAGAAAGCAGAGUGUUGUAACAGCGUGUUCACCCUUCCGCCACUUCUCCUAUGCGACUUCGCAUACUUCCUCGCGCGGCCGUGCAAUGAAGUACCGGCAAUGUGUAGCCUUACGCGCAUCCAGCGACGACGCAAAAUACCCGGUACUUUCGCGUUUAGAAGCGUUCAUUUAUCGAAUGAAGGCGCACCACAACCACUGUAAUGCGUCGUUGGCAAGCGAAGUCGGCCUUCCUCCCUCGUACUGCCCGAAAUCGCAUGAAGACGCCUUUUUCGUAUCUCCUGUCGCUGACAAAGGCGAUGUCGCGCAUGUCACGGUUCAUAUUUAUUCUUAUGCGCACUUGAAGAGUGAUUCCGAGUGUAUUGUGAACUAUUUCCAGUCGCUUUAG
Plasmopara halstedii is the source of this 504-nucleotide messenger RNA. RefSeq lists its product as uncharacterized. The transcript has a single exon. The record is from RefSeq and is a predicted model, not a curated record. The coding region runs from base 1 to 504 and encodes 167 amino acids. Lineage: Eukaryota; Oomycota; Peronosporomycetes; Peronosporales; Peronosporaceae.